CUCGUUUUACGCACAUGGGGACGUCGGAGUGACGGCUCACAGCGGGUCUCUAUGCCUGAGGAAAUGUUUUUCUGCCUCCGCUGACAGGAGCCGCGGGCCAUGGACCAGUCCUACGGGGAGGUCAACCAGCUCGGCGGGGUCUUCGUCAACGGCCGCCCGCUGCCAAACGGGCUCCGGCUCCGCAUCGUGGAGCUGGCCCAGCUGGGGGUCCGCCCGUGCGACAUCAGCCGCCAGCUGCGCGUGUCCCACGGCUGCGUGAGCAAGAUCCUCGCGCGGUACCACGAGACCGGCUCGGUCCUACCCGGCGCCAUCGGCGGCAGCAAGCCACGCGUGACCACGCCGCACGUGGUGAAGAACAUCCGUGAAUACAAACAGGGAGACCCGGGGAUCUUCGCGUGGGAGAUUCGGGAUCGGCUCCUCGCGGACGCGGUCUGUGACAAAUACAACGUCCCAUCCGUGAGCUCCAUCAGCCGGAUCUUACGGAACAAGAUCGGGAACCUCUCCCAGUCGAACCAGUAUGAGAACCACCACACCAAGACCCACCCAGGCCCACUGGCCGGCAGCCCCGUGCACGCCUACGCCUUCCCGGGGCCCCUGGGGCCCUCACCGGGGAGCAAGGUCGGAGGGGUCUCCGCGACCCACGUGGGGCUCUCGCGGGCCUGGCCGUCCGUGCACACCGUAAGCAACAUCCUCGGGAUCCGCUCCUUCAUGGACCCUUCAGCUUCAUCCGGACCGGACGGAUACGCGCCAAUAAUGGAGGAGUGGGCGGGCAGGGCCGGUGCGUUCCCCUCCGCGCGCGCUGUCCACGUGGACAAGACCGCGUCAGACCCAGACGUCAAAUACUCUCAGUGCUCGUCGAACCUGUCCGGGUACGUGUCGACCUGCGCCUACUCGCCUCCCGGCCAGUACGGGCUCUACGGCGGGUCAGGGUACAUGAGCCCUGCUGGGGCGGGCUGGCAGGCCCAGAGCCCCGGCUUCAGCCACCCGCUAACCACGGCCUCCCCGACCUGCGGAGACUUCCAUUCCGCGGGGCCGCUGAAGCAGAGACUCGGUGACCGGAAGCCGGUGGGGGGGCUCAGCAGGUAUCCCCCGGAGCAAGUGACCUGCCCCCAGCGCCUCUCGCCCAGCGGCGCCUCGUGA
Molecule: messenger RNA, 1140 nt
Organism: Gadus chalcogrammus (walleye pollock)
Lineage: Eukaryota; Metazoa; Chordata; Actinopteri; Gadiformes; Gadidae
Gene: pax1b
Product: paired box 1b
Exons: 5
Coding region: 100-1140 (346 amino acids)
Biological process (GO): regulation of transcription by RNA polymerase II; anatomical structure development
Molecular function (GO): RNA polymerase II cis-regulatory region sequence-specific DNA binding; DNA-binding transcription factor activity, RNA polymerase II-specific
Source: RefSeq, a predicted model, not a curated record